This is a messenger RNA of Bombina bombina (fire-bellied toad), 804 nucleotides long. It is a transcript of the gene ACER1, whose product is annotated as alkaline ceramidase 1. Gene Ontology annotation, cellular component: membrane. The transcript has 6 exons. Gene Ontology annotation, biological process: ceramide metabolic process. NCBI's taxonomy places the organism in Eukaryota, Metazoa, Chordata, Amphibia, Anura, Bombinatoridae. Bases 1 to 804 code for a protein of 267 amino acids. Gene Ontology annotation, molecular function: hydrolase activity, acting on carbon-nitrogen (but not peptide) bonds, in linear amides. The record is from RefSeq and is a predicted model, not a curated record.
AUGGCUCCCAGUAUGUUUGCCAGGCAGAGCUCAGAGAUCGACUGGUGUGAAGCAAACUACUUGCACUCAGAAUAUAUUGCUGAGUAUUACAAUACGGUCAGUAAUGUAGUCUUCUUUUUGGUUGGCCCACUAAUGAUGUACCUGCUGCACCCGUAUGCCCGUAGUCGCUCAUUGGUCGUACAUCUUGUCUGGCUCAUGUUCAUUGUUGUUGGUCUCUUCUCUACAUACUACCAUAUGACCCUCAGUUACUUUGGCCAGCUGCUUGAUGAGCUUUCCAUCCUGUGGGUUAUUGCUAUUGGCUAUUCUGUUUGGUUCCCCCGGCCAUACUUUCCAGUCUUCAUAAAGGACAGGAAUCAGUUUGGAGCAGCCAUCUUUUUUGUGGCUGCAAUCUGCACGGGGAUGUCAUUUGUGAUGCCUACAAUCAAUGCUUACGCACUAAACUGUAUCAGCUUCCAUAUAUUGUACAUAGUGGUGAAGGAGAUUAGAAAGUGUGAGAAUAAGGACAUACAUCAUUUGGCCCUCUUGUCAUUCUCCUUGUGGUUUGUGGCCAUUACCUGCUGGCUCAGUGAUCGCUUAUUCUGUGGCUUCUGGAAAAGAAUUAACUUCUGUUAUCUGCACAGCAUCUGGCACAUCAUGAUUUGUGUCACCGUAGUAUACAGUAACACGCUCUUCUCCUAUUUCGAUGCGCAGUAUGAGAUUCCAGAGUGUCAUCCGCAAGUUCGAUACUGGCCUUUGAAGUCUCUUCGUAUUGGUAUCCCAUACUUGGAUAUAACUAAGAACAAUGUACCCAAAAAACGCUGCUAG